UUAUCUGUCAUGUGGAAUUACUUUAAGAACAACUUGUGAUACUGAAGUGCUGAUCACUUGUAUUAUGAUCUUAUCAGGUAAAGAUAAGAAUUACUCUGCAUUCGAAAUAACCCCUCACCGAAUCAGAGUAACUAAAUUCCAGUGCCUACACUUUAGUUGCUCUGAUGUUGUAAGAAUCACUGACGAAUUCAAAAACGAGAUUGGAAAAGGAGGAUCAGCAAAAGUUUACAGAGGCCGUUUGAGUACUAGUCAUACUGAAGUCGCUGUCAAGGUGCUAUUACCAUCAUCAGAUACUGGGUUUGAGCAAUUUCGAAAUGAGGCUGAGCUGUUGACAAGAGUUCACCAUACAAACUUGGUUUCUCUGCUUGGAUGCUGUUUUGAAGGUUCAAGCAUGGCUCUCAUUUAUGAGUAUAUGGGGAAGGGGAGCUUAAGAAAGUAUUUAUCAGGUGUUCCUUAAGUUCAAGGUUGACUAAGAAAAGUGACGUCUAUAGCUAUGGAGUUGUUCUAUUGGAGCUUAUUUCAGGCCGACCUGCAAUAAUAAAGAGCCGAGAGGGGCCAGUUCACCUAGUAGAAUGGGUUGGUCUCCUGCUUGAUAG
This is a messenger RNA of Vitis riparia (riverbank grape), 596 nucleotides long. RefSeq names its product putative leucine-rich repeat receptor-like protein kinase At2g19210. The record is from RefSeq and is a predicted model, not a curated record. NCBI's taxonomy places the organism in Eukaryota, Viridiplantae, Streptophyta, Magnoliopsida, Vitales, Vitaceae. Bases 65 to 457 code for a protein of 130 amino acids. The transcript has 3 exons. Gene Ontology annotation, biological process: protein phosphorylation. Gene Ontology annotation, molecular function: protein kinase activity; ATP binding.